AUGAGAGUUGGGAUCCACACAGGUAAAGUGCAUUGCAGCGUCUUUGGGAUGAGGAAGUGGCAGUUCGAUGUCAGUUCAAAGACGUUGGUUCGUGAGGUCACCAAUGUUGAUGUCAACAUGAGGGUUGGUAUCCACACAGGCAAAGUGCACUGCGGAGUCCUGGGGAUGAGAAAGUGGCAGUUCGAUGUCUGGUCAAAUGAUGUCACACUGGCAAAUAUCAUGGAGGCAGGCGGUAUGCCUGGGCGUGUUCACAUUACCAAAGCAACGUUGAAGUUUUUGAAUGGUGAUUAUGAAGUCGAAGCUGGAAAUGGCCAGGAUAGGAACACUUAUCUCCGGGAUCACAACAUUGAUUCUUAUCUUAUUGUACCUAAAAAUAACAGACCGAGCGCUCUCCAAUCACCUAUUACUACCAACGGCGAACAUAGAGGGCGGUCUUCAUCGGUGGUGCAGCUUCAGAGCUGGGGAGCAGAGAAGCCAUUCUCUACCAUCAUGCCUGGCAAGGAAUCCAAGGAGAUGAGGCGGCUGGGUUACUCGGAGAAGACCGGCAAAUCCGGAAUGAACAAAAACAUUGAAAAUAGGUUGGGUCUUGAUAAGAACCAGGAGAAGACUGACCCGGAGGAAGAGGUGAAUGAAUUCUUAGGUCGUGCCAUCGAUGCAAGGAGUAUUGACAGGUUGAGAUCAGAACAUGUCCGCAGGCUCACGCUUACUUUCCUUAAAAAAGAUCUGGAAGAAAAGUAUUCUAAGGUUCGUGACCCCAUGUUCAGUUCUUACAUGGUUUGUGCACUUCUCAUCCUCAUCGCCAUAUGCCUUGCACAGGUUGUUGCCUUCCCUAAGACCUACCUUAUGUUAGGUGUGUUUGUUGGUAUAGUUGUCUUCUCAUCUCUCACUUUGUACAUAGUUCUUGCUGAGAAGUGUACGGCCAAUCCCAGUGGUUGCCAGACAGUAUCCAAGGUUGUUUUAGAAAGCAGAAUAUUAAGUUCAGUCUUAGCUGUUUGGACACUCUUUCUUAUGUUUGCUGCUUCCUUUACAAUUAUGUUUGCUUAUGACACGACGUCCGUUGAUGAAUGCGUCGCAUACAAGCUUGACUUACCCAGUGCCGAUGAUGUCAACGUCACCGAUGUCAUUGAUUCCAAUAUCACCUUAGGGCAAGAAAAUCAUCCCGACUGCUGGCCAGAUCAGCCUACGUGUCACUUCCCAAUGUACUUUACCUUUAGCAUUUUGCUCAUCAUGCUGAGUUGCGCCGUGUUCCAGCAACUUGGCAGUCUGACAAAACUUAUAUUCCUUCUUCUAAUUGGUGCAAUAUACCUUUCCCUUAUGGAAACCAUUCAAGUCAAUCUACUCACAAACUAUGAUACUCUACAGCAAGCUUAUGUCCAAAUGUUAGAGCCUAAUUACAUCUCCCUGACGAUAGUCACGCCUGUUAUACUGGUCGUCUAUAUCGUCGCUCUAUGGAUACAUGGGAGACAGGUGGAAUCAACAGCAAGGCUGGAUUUCUUAUGGAAGCUGCAGGCAACAGAAGAGAAAGACGAAAUGGCCAAUCUCCAGGCCUACAACAAACGUCUCCUCAACAACAUCCUGCCGUCCUUCGUAGCCGAGCACUUCCUCAAGAAUUCCGCCCGGGACAUGGACCUCUACCAUCGAGACAAUGACUUUGUCGCCGUCAUGUUUGCAUCCAUCUCAAACUUCUCAGAGUUCUACGUUGAGCUUGAGGCCAACAACGAGGGCGUCGAGUGCUUGAGACUCCUAAAUGAAAUUAUCCAUGACUUUGACGAGAUCAUUGGACGAAAUGACUUUAUCCAGAUUGAGAAGAUCAAGACCAUUGGCUACACCUACAUGGCGGCCUCAGGGUUAACAGAAGAAACCUUUGACAAGGAUGGCAACAGCCACGUCAGCGCUCUGGCAGACUUUGCCUUCUCCCUCAUGAAACAGCUCAAAUACGUCAACGAACAUUCCUUCAAUAAUUUUAAGAUGAGGAUAGGUCUGAAUGUGGGUCCAGUCGUAUCGGGCGUCAUCGGUGCCCGCAAACCCCAGUACGACAUAUGGGGCAACACUGUCAACGUGGCCAGCCGCAUGGACAGCACUGGAAUACCUGAGAAGAUUCAGGUCACUCAAGAUAUGAGGAACAUCCUUCUUCCAAUGGGAUACAGGCUUACAGAGAGGGGCAUCGUUAAGGUCAAAGGCAAAGGCGAGAUGCUGACAUACUUCUUGAUCGGCCAACCGGGGGAUUCAUAGAAUUUGGCUUGGACUCACUAAAGGCCUGGUCCCACCGGCCGUUGGACACAAAACGUAUUCAUAACGGAUACAGCGGACAAGCAGAAUUUCAGGGUGGCUCCAUCCGUUUUUAUCCCCUCCAGACAAUGGACAAAAUGGGCGAACAAUGAAAUCACAGUGGACGGAUGCUCGAUGGAUAUAGAGUGUACAAAACACGUAGGCAAAGUGUACACAACGGAUACAUAGCAUUUUCCAAUGGAUGGCAAGAAUCUUUUCCGUUUUACAUCCUCUCUGCAUCCGUAAGUGCAGUGGGACCACUUGUAAAAAGUUUGUGCCAUGUCUUUUAGCCAGAGUCGUGGUGUAAAGAUGCUAUGUCUCUUUGCAUGGUAGCUUUUCUGAAUUUUCCCCAUUAUUCUGUCCCCGAUGAAAAUAUGCGUGUGGGAUUCCACUAGGCUCUGCCAUUUGACAAAGUGCAUAAAGAGGGAUAUCAUUAAGGUCAACAGGAAAAGAAGAUGCUGCCGUGCUUGUUGAUUGGUCAAUUGGGGGACCCAAAGAAUUUGGUACAGACUCGAUGAGAACUGAAUGAUCAAGUUAAAGGCAAAAGAGAGAUGUUGACAUAUAUCUUGGUAGGCUAGCAUAGAAUUGGGUACAAAACCAGCAAGAAGGGAAACAUCAGGGGAAAAUGAUGAUAUACUGAUAGAAAUUAGAGGGGCUAUGUUAAGUUUAUUAGGAAACUGAAGAUGCUUACCAUGUUCUGCCAGCCAAGGGAAGUUAUAAAAUGGGAAAACAGACUCGCAAAGAGGGGUAUCAUUGUUGGGAUCAAAGGAAAAGGGUAAAUGAUGAGGUUCUCAUCAAUCUCUCAACUGGGGGAUUCAAAGAAUUGGUACAGUCUCAAGUUCAAGGGGCAUCGUUAAGGUCAUCAGGAAACUGGAAAUGUUUACAUAAGUCUUUGAUCAACUAGCCAAAUGGGAAAACAGACUCACAAAGAGAGUAAUUGUUUGGGUCAAAAGCAAAGGGGGAAUGAUGAGAUACUUGUUGAUUUGCAACCAGGCAAUCCAAUUCUCAACUUUGGGGACAUUGCUAAGGUCAAAGGGAAGGAGGAGAUGUACAUUCGUACCAACUCUUGCUAGUAAAACAUAUGUUAUAAAGUUUUGUGUUAACUCACUCCUGCAAGUGAAACAGCAUUGCUGGGUAAUACCUUGAAUACGUGUUGCUUUAGUCAAGCUAUAUGUUCCAUAUAAAACCUCUUGUGUGCUUUUAAAACUUUUUAUAUUUAUUUAUUUAAAAACAACAGGAUUUUCAUUUCUGCUUUUCAUAAUAUCAGGAUGGCCUGAUAAUCAUAGUUAUGGUAUUUUAUUCUUUUUAAUUCCUUAUUAUUAUUUGGCUUGUUAAAUUAUUAAAGAACAAGAAGUUUCCUUGUUCCCUUCAAUAUCAGGGUUACUUCAUAAUCACAUACGUAUCAUCUUAUUUAUAUUUAUAGUUAUAUUCAUAACUAAUUAUCAUUUGGUAUAUUGAAUGGAUAGUAACAUGGAUUUUUUUUUUGUUGCUUUUUGUAAACUAUCAGGGUUUCUAAAUGAUCACAGUUGUAUUAUUUUAUUUCUAUUUAUUUUCAUUCCUUGGUUAUCCACAUUAUCAUUCUUAGCAUUGCUUAUGAAUAAAUUACCUUUCUUCUAAAUAAAUCUAGAUAAAUUC
Messenger RNA from Lytechinus pictus (painted urchin), 3903 nucleotides. RefSeq names its product adenylate cyclase type 5-like. The record is from RefSeq and is a predicted model, not a curated record. Gene Ontology annotation, cellular component: plasma membrane. Gene Ontology annotation, biological process: adenylate cyclase-activating G protein-coupled receptor signaling pathway; intracellular signal transduction; cAMP biosynthetic process. Gene Ontology annotation, molecular function: adenylate cyclase activity. The coding region runs from base 1 to 2232 and encodes 743 amino acids. NCBI's taxonomy places the organism in Eukaryota, Metazoa, Echinodermata, Echinoidea, Temnopleuroida, Toxopneustidae. The transcript is spliced from 14 exons.